Paramormyrops kingsleyae is the source of this 2200-nucleotide messenger RNA. RefSeq names its product procollagen-proline, 2-oxoglutarate 4-dioxygenase (proline 4-hydroxylase), alpha polypeptide 2 (gene p4ha2). Gene Ontology annotation, cellular component: endoplasmic reticulum. Gene Ontology annotation, biological process: peptidyl-proline hydroxylation to 4-hydroxy-L-proline. Gene Ontology annotation, molecular function: iron ion binding; procollagen-proline 4-dioxygenase activity; L-ascorbic acid binding. The record is from RefSeq and is a predicted model, not a curated record. NCBI's taxonomy places the organism in Eukaryota, Metazoa, Chordata, Actinopteri, Osteoglossiformes, Mormyridae.
GAUGAUCUGGCACAGUCUCCCAUAUUGUCCUAUCGCUGAGUUCAUUGUAGCAAUGCGAUGAACCUUGGUAAUGGAUACAGGACAGAUAAAAUGAAGUACUUAAGAAGACUUCUCUGGAACCUGUGUGCAUUUUAUCUAGUAUUUUUGGCGAAAUGAAUAUUUCAUAUUAGUCUAGAAAAUUUCAAUCAGAACAUGCGAAUAUGAACAGGCUGAAUUCUUUGCGAUAAGGACGUGCUUGAAUUUUUACCGGCACUUCCACUUUGAAGAUGAUGAAGACCACGAAAAAGCAUUCCCCCUUCAUCUCCCUGGGCCUGUUCCUGCUCAUCUCGGCCUCACGGGCAGAAAUUUUCACGUCAAUUGGACAAAUGACAGACUUGAUAUAUACGGAGAAGGAGUUGGUUCAGUCCCUGAAGGAGUACAUCCAAGCCGAGGAGUCGAAGCUAGCGGCUGUCAAGAGCUGGGCCAGUAAGCUAGACAGGCUGACACGAAUGUCCACCUCGGACCCCGAGGGCUAUCUGGCACACCCCGUCAACGCCUACAAGCUGGUGAAGAGGCUCAACACCGAGUGGUCCGACCUGGAGAGCUUGGUGCUCCAGAAUCCAUCUGACGGGUUUAUCGCCAACAUGUCGGUGCACCGACAGUACUUCCCUGACGAGGAGGAUGAAAAGGGUGCAGCUAAGGCCCUCAUGCGCCUGCAGGACACGUACAAGCUGGACUCUGAGAGUUUCUCCAAGGGAAAGCUGCCAGGGGUGCGCUAUAACAGCCAGCUGACGGUGGACGACUGCUACGACAUGGGCAAGACGGCCUACAACGAUGUAGACUACUACCAUUCGGUGCUGUGGAUGCAGCAGGCGCUGCGGCAGCUGGAUGCCGGUGAGGAGGCGCUGGUCUCCAAGGCCGACGUGCUGGACUACCUCAGCUACUCCGUCUACCAGAUGGGCGACCUGCAGCGGGCCGUGGAGCUGACCCGGCGCUUGGUGGCCCUGGAUCCCAGCCACCAGAGGGCGGGUGGAAACCUGCACUAUUUUGAGAAGCUGCUUCAGAAAGAGCUGAGGGAGAGCGAGAGGGCCAAGCCGAACCCUUCCGAGGAGAGGCCAAUUCAGCUGGGUACCUACGACCGGCCCCUGGACUACCUGCCCGAGAGAGAGACGUACGAAGCCCUGUGUCGCGGAGAGGGUAUCAAACUGACCCCCGCGAGGCGCAGCCGGCUCUUCUGCCGCUACAACGACGGCAACCGGAACCCGCGGCUGCUGCUGGCUCCCAUGAAGCAGGAGGACGAGUGGGACAACCCACACAUCGUGCGUUUCCUGGACACGCUGUCCGACGCGGAGAUAGAGAAGAUCAAAGAGCUGGCCAAACCCCGGCUUGCAAGAGCAACUGUUAGAGACCCAAAGACUGGAGUUCUGACUGUGGCCCAAUACAGGAUAUCCAAAAGUGCCUGGCUAGAAGGAGAUGUGGACCCCGUGAUUGCACGUGUCAACCAGAGAAUCGAAGAUAUCACCGGCCUCUCAGUGGCCACAGCGGAACUCCUGCAGGUCGCAAACUACGGGGUUGGAGGCCAAUAUGAGCCACACUUUGAUUUCUCGAGGAAAGAUGAGCCUGAUGCUUUCAAAUCAUUAGGGACUGGAAAUCGCGUGGCUACUUUUUUAAACUAUAUGAGUGACGUGGAAGCCGGGGGGGCCACGGUGUUCCCAGACUUUGGUGCUGCCAUCUUGCCCCGGAAGGGGACUGCAGUCUUCUGGUACAACCUGUUCCGAAGUGGGGAAGGGGACUAUAGGACCAGACAUGCAGCCUGUCCUGUACUCGUAGGAAGUAAAUGGGUCUCGAACAAGUGGUUCCACGAGCGAGGACAGGAGUUCCGAAGGCCGUGCGGCUUGACGGAAGUGGACUGAGCCCCUCCCCUCCUCGCCCCUGAUCCUUCUAUCCUCACAGGCCAUGAAAUUUAGAAUUGUGCGAACGCCCCCAAUGAGCUGACUCCUUGAACCGUGAAAGAGCUCCCCCUACAGUCUGUGGUACUCAGUGCUUCUGGGCACUAGUGUCCCGUUUGCAGAAACUGAUCAAAAUAUAAACUUUCAUUCCAAUAUAUUCUGAUAUAUUCUGGCCGUUGUAUUUAUAACACAGAUAAAUUAUUACACUGUGCAAAUGUUCAUGACAUUUCAUGGUGAUUUUUUAAAUAAAUGUUGGUUUUGAUACAAUGCAA